GUGAAAGAAGACGCGGUAUUAUAUUUUCUUUACACAGAUGAUAAUUAUCUGUUUGUGUUAAAUGUAGUUUUUCAACUGAUUAAUACAAUGAACGACCUCCAGUAUCUCAUCGAUAGACAAUUUGGCUUAAGCAGCCGCUAUAACUACGACAACGUGCUCAAGCGAUUGGUGGUGAACGGUGCCGAGUGUUUCUACGGACUGCAGCCUUCGAGUACGGUUCCCGUAGCCUCACUCGAUCAGCAGGACCCUCCAAUCUUUGCAUGCCGAUUCUCAGAGGCUGCCGGCUAUGAAAACAUCUUAGCCUUAGCUAAUGAAGACGGGAAAGUGGCUAUUCAGGAUACGUCAAAGAUAAGCUUCACAGGAGCUCUAGAAAGCUUCCAGUGCCACAACAAUGCCGUGUUUGACUUGGCCUGGGCGCCGCGCUCCCUUAGCUUUGUUACUGUCUCAGGAGAUCAUACAGCCAGUUUAUGGGAUGUGGCUGAGAGCACUCCAAAGCGUGUCCUCGUAUUCUCCAACCACACACGGUCAGUCAAAACAGCAGUUUUCCGCCCUAAUGAGCCCUCGGUUUUUGCAACGGGGGCUCGAGAUGGACACGUCCUUGUAUGGGACGUGAGGUGCGGGCAACCCGCUGUUGUUGUUAAACCCGACAACUGCCUCAUGAACUGCCACUCCUCGUUCACACCAAAAACACCAGGUUCACAUACUAAAAGGCCCCGCCUUGAUAACCAUAGAUCCAUCAGCAUCACUGGCCUAAUUUUUCAAGACGACAUAACCCUAAUAUCAUGCGGCGAAUGCGACGGUAACAUCAAAGUGUGGGAUUUAAGAAAGAAUUAUACUAUUUAUAAAAAAGAACCACUACCAAAACAUUCUAUACCAUAUUGUGGAAGUUCGACAAAGAAUGGUUACACAAAUCUCAUCAUAGACGAUGCUAGGAUGAGACUCUACGCCAGCUGCAUGGAUAAUGUAAUUUACUGCUUUAAUAUUUCAACGUAUAAUUCGCUACCAGAGCAAAGGUACGUCGGCCAUGAAAAUAGCACAUUUUACAUCAAAACUAGUCUUAGCCCUGACAGUAUGUAUUUAGUUUCUGGCAGUAGUGAUAAGAAUGCUUACAUUUGGAACGUAAAAUACUCUGAGCCAGUUGUAAAGUUGGUCGGGCACUGGGCCGAGGUCACGUGCCCUGCGUGGUGCCAGAAGGGUGACAUGAAGAUCGUCACUUGCAGCGACGACGCACGACACAAGAUCUGGAGAAUAGGGAAAGAGUUUGUAUCGGAUCAUGAACGAAACAUGGAACUGAAGGGGCACGCCGAGGUCGUCCCAAGGACUGACAUAACCACUCUACCAAAGUGGGGCACUCUGGACCGUACACCUAGCUCAUUAAAGCGGAAAUUGGUGACAACUCCAGGCUCAUAUAGCUCUAAACGCAUGCGUUCAGACAGUACUUCAGCAAGAAAAACUAAGAGAUGUUUAACAGAUCUGAUGAACGCUUCCAGAGAGGCAGAUGAUGCUGAAAUCCUAGUUAAGCGGUUAAAGCUGGAUAUGGUCCCUGAGGAUGACGAGCCGAAGUUGCUUCCUGCCGGCAUUAAGAGGCACAGUGAUGUGUUAGACAACACCAGUCCUGUCCACUUAUCUUUUGAUUCAUGUCAAAUGUCAAGUGAUUGGAACUAUAUAGCACCGAAAGCUGGCACUUCAUUUAUGACACCCACCAAAAACUAUGAAAAGAGAGUAUGCAGGAAACUGUCUCCAAAAUCACCUAAGACGAUCACACCACCUUCAAUGCCUAAUUGUUCACCAGUAAGCGUUUCUCCUACUAAACUUAGAAUAAUAAGUUUCAAUACUCCCACUAAAAAUUUACCUAAUUUUGUGCUUGAUGGAGAGGCUCCACAUUUAAGACUGAUGUCACCUGUCAAGAAGAAACAGGACAACACUAACUGGCUCACACGUAUCGUGCGAGAAAAAAAAGGAAGAAAUGGCAAUCUGGAAGCAAUCGAAAAAGACGUGGUUGCGCCGCUAAGUCCUAAAGAGAAUAUACCUGUUAGAAGGAAUUCUGUAACAGAAAAAACACCCAAAUCUGGCAAAAAAUCUAGAACGCUGCUGACGUACUUCUCAGUUGCCAAUAAAGACAAAUAAAGUCUUAACAUGUAUCAUACACAGAUUCUGUGAUGUAUUUUAUCACAGAGAUGUUACUUUGA
Molecule: messenger RNA, 2189 nt
Organism: Cydia amplana
Lineage: Eukaryota; Metazoa; Arthropoda; Insecta; Lepidoptera; Tortricidae
Gene: l(2)dtl
Product: protein lethal(2)denticleless
Exons: 4
Coding region: 88-2127 (679 amino acids)
Biological process (GO): mitotic G2 DNA damage checkpoint signaling; proteasome-mediated ubiquitin-dependent protein catabolic process
Cellular component (GO): nucleus
Molecular function (GO): protein binding; protein-macromolecule adaptor activity
Source: RefSeq, a predicted model, not a curated record